AUGAAAACCGCACUACCCGUAUUGCAAAGAGUAAAUAAACUGAUCAGAUCGUGCAAGAUGUCAGGAGUAUUCCCUUACAGCCCGCCAGUGAACCGCGAAAUGCGAGAAUUAGACAGGUCGUUUUUCAUCACCAGGAUACCAAUGUGUGCAGUGAAGUUUCCCGAGCCCAAGAACAUCAGCACGUUCUCCAAGAACUUCAAAGAUUGCAUUCUAAGGGUGCCACGUAUCCCGCACGUUGUGAAAUUGAGCGCCGCCAAGCCAUCGGAGGAACCCACAAGCGUGCAAAACAAGAAGCUAAAGACCGCAGAUAGCGACAAUGGCACAAUCUCGAAGGGGGUGUUGUUACACGAUUCCAUUCAUAGUGUGGAGGAAGCGUAUGCGCAGCUGCCUGCGGAAGCAUUGGACUUCCUCAAGGAAAACCGGGCCGAGAUCCUAGCGCAUGAAUACGUGCUAGACUACGAUUUCUGGAAGGCGGAAGAAAUCCUUCGAGCAGUCUUGCCCGAGGAGUUCUUGGAAGAGAUUCCCACGGGCUUCACGAUCACCGGUCACAUUGCGCAUCUGAACCUGCGUAGCGAGUUCAAGCCCUUCGACUCGCUCAUCGGACAGGUCAUCCUGGACAAGAACAACAAGAUCGAAUGCGUGGUGGACAAAGUGAGUUCCAUCGCCACGCAGUUCCGGACCUUCCCGAUGAAGGUCAUUGCCGGGAAGAGCGACAGCCUGGUGGUGGAGCAGCGAGAAUCCAACUGCACAUUCAGAUUCGACUUCAGCAAGGUGUACUGGAACUCCAGAUUGCACACUGAGCACGAAAGACUGGUCAAGCAGUACUUCCAGCCAGGUCAGGUCGUGUGCGACGUCUUCGCCGGCGUGGGGCCCUUUGCCGUGCCCGCGGGCAAGAAAGAUGUCAUUGUGUUGGCCAAUGACCUGAAUCCGGAGAGCUACAAGUCCCUGCAAGAGAACAUCGCACUGAACAAGGUUGCCCAGACGGUCAAGUCCUUCAACAUGGACGGCGCGGAGUUCAUCCGUCGCUCGCCAGAACUCUUACAGCAAUGGAUCAAGAACGAAGAAGACGGCACGAUUAAGAUCCCUGUUCCCGCCAGGAAACGCCACCGGUCCCAGCAGCAGCAGCAACAACAACAGCAACCGCGCUUCAAAGAAGUGCCGAUCCCAGCUCGAAUCAGUCACUAUGUCAUGAACCUGCCCGACAGCGCCAUCUCGUUCUUGGGCAACUUCCGCGGCAUCUUUGCCGAAUACGCCCGCGAAGACGGUAACAACGAAAUGCCGUGGGUGCACGUGCACUGCUUCGAGAAGUACCCGCCCGGCGAAGAGGUCACCGAGCACGAGUUGCACGAGCGCGUUCAUGCGCGCAUAGUCGCCGCACUUCAGGUCACGGCGCACGAGCUGCCAUUGCAAGCCGUUGCCCUGCAUCUGGUUCGCAAGGUCGCGCCGACCAAACCGAUGUAUUGCGCCAGCUUCCAACUCCCGGCCGCCGUGUAA
Molecule: messenger RNA, 1494 nt
Organism: Saccharomyces eubayanus
Lineage: Eukaryota; Fungi; Ascomycota; Saccharomycetes; Saccharomycetales; Saccharomycetaceae
Gene: TRM5
Product: tRNA (guanine) methyltransferase
Exons: 1
Coding region: 1-1494 (497 amino acids)
Biological process (GO): mitochondrial tRNA methylation; tRNA N1-guanine methylation
Cellular component (GO): mitochondrial matrix; cytoplasm
Source: RefSeq, a predicted model, not a curated record